Molecule: messenger RNA, 1158 nt
Organism: Leptonychotes weddellii (Weddell seal)
Lineage: Eukaryota; Metazoa; Chordata; Mammalia; Carnivora; Phocidae
Source: RefSeq, a predicted model, not a curated record
AUGAUUCCAAGUGCUUUCAUAUUGCGCUUGAACUUACAUUGCAUGCGCACUUCUAUCCCUUUUAUAUUGUACUUGCAACCAGAUAUUUCAGCAGGUUUUGGAUCUGUGAUCCCUGGCCUUUGUUUUAAAAAGUUUAACCUGCUGGGCUUGGACAGCUCCGAAAGUUCCAGAGGACCCAGCGCUGUGAGUGGCGUUUUCUGCAGUGCGGUGGUGGUGUUCAUCGUGAUUCAUACCGAAGAUGCUGGAAUGUGGAGGGAGACCAAAGGGCAGUUUCUUAUUGACCACAUCUGCAACUACUACAGCUUGCUGGAGAAGGACUAUUUUGGCAUUCGUUAUGUGGACCCAGAGAAGCAGCGGCACUGGCUUGAGCCUAAUAAGUCCAUCUCCAAGCAAAUGAAAUCUCAUCCACCAUACACCAUGUGCUUUAGAGUGAAAUUCUACCCACAUGAACCCUUGAAGAUUAAAGAAGAGCUCACAAGGUAUCUUUUGUACCUGCAGAUUAAAAGAGAUAUUUUCCACGGUCGGCUGCUCUGCUCCUUUUCAGAUGCGGCCUGUCUGGGUGCCUGUAUCGUUCAAGCUGAGCUCGGCGAUUAUGAUCCUGAUGAGCAUCCUGAGAAUUACAUCAGUGAGUUUGAGAUUUUCCCCAAGCAGUCACAGAAGCUGGAAAGAAAAAUAGUGGAAAUCCAUAAAAAUGAACUCAGAGGCCAGAGCCCACCAGUUGCUGAAUUUAACUUACUCCUGAAAGCUCACACUUUGGAAACCUAUGGGGUAGACCCCCACCCAUGCAAGGAUUCAACAGGCACAACAACAUUUUUAGGAUUCACUGCAGCAGGCUUUGUGGUAUUCCAGGGAAAUAAGCGAAUCCAUUUGAUAAAAUGGCCGGAUGUCUGCAAGUUGAAGUUUGAAGGGAAGACAUUUUAUGUGAUUGGCACCCAGAAGGAGAAAAAAGCCAUGUUGGCAUUCCAUACUUCGACACCAGCUGCCUGCAAACAUCUUUGGAAGUGUGGGGUGGAGAACCAGGCCUUUUAUAAAGAAGGAAAAAACUCUUCCCCUUCAAGGUCUUUCAGCUGGACCAACAUUUAUGACAAAUUAACAGGAGAAAAAACCCUCAAGUUUUAUUAUGGGCACAUGGAGGCCCAAAGUGAAAUUGAGACCUAA